AUGGACCAAAUCUCAAAGGAGAGUAAGAUGACACCUGAGGACAACCCUCUGCAGUCCACUGAGGAAAAACCGGUGAAGUCACCUGAGGAUAAAUCGGUAUUGUCUGCUGAAGACAAAGCGGUGGAGUCGCCUCGGGACAAGCCGGACGACUCUUCUGACAACAAGCCAGAGGAUUCUUCUGACGACAAGCCGGAAGAGUCUCCUGAUGAAAAGCCAGUGGAGUCUCCGGCUGCUAUGAGACUGCGCUACUCAGACGAAGUGGAGGAAGAACUGGCAGAGAUCGAGAAGAGGGUCAAGCGUUUGCACAGGCAGUACCUAGAGGCGGUGGAGUCGCCUCAGGACAAGCCGGAGGAUUCUUCUGACGACAAGCCGAAGGAUUCUUCUGACGACAAGCCAAAGGAUUCUUCUGACGACAAGCCGAAGGAUCCUUCUGACAAGCCGGAGGAGUCUUCUGACAACAAGCCGGAGGAUUCUUCUGACGACAAGCUGAAAGAGUCUCCUGAGGACAAGCCGGAGGAGUCUCCGGCUGCUAAGAGACAGCGCUACUCAGCCGAAGUAAAGGAAGAAUUGGAAGAGAUCGAGAAGGAGAUCAAGCGUUUGCAGAGGCAGUACCUAGGAAUCUCGCGCCAGUGGCUUCUCUGCAAGAAGCUGGCCAAGAAGGCCUGCGACGGCUUCUUGGGAUCAAAGGGAGCCUAA
Drosophila ananassae is the source of this 696-nucleotide messenger RNA. RefSeq names its product serine-rich 25 kDa antigen protein. NCBI's taxonomy places the organism in Eukaryota, Metazoa, Arthropoda, Insecta, Diptera, Drosophilidae. The record is from RefSeq and is a predicted model, not a curated record. The transcript has a single exon. Bases 1 to 696 code for a protein of 231 amino acids.